Saprolegnia parasitica CBS 223.65 is the source of this 426-nucleotide messenger RNA. RefSeq lists its product as hypothetical. Lineage: Eukaryota; Oomycota; Saprolegniomycetes; Saprolegniales; Saprolegniaceae. The transcript has 2 exons. The record is from RefSeq and is a predicted model, not a curated record. Bases 1 to 426 code for a protein of 141 amino acids.
AUGAAGCUCAACCCGAACGCAACCUCCUUUGUACCGACGUGGUCGUCGGCGCCGCCCGCGCCGCCGCCGCCUCCGCCGAUGACCGCGACCCGCAACUUUUGCGACGACGCCGAGAUUGACGAGCUCCUCGCUGAGAUCGAGCGCGUCCAAAUGGAAGAGGAGCUGAGCCGUGAAUACAACGAGCUUAAGGCGCAGGGCAAGACGGAAGAAGCGGAGCUUUGGAGCCGCUGGAUGGUCUCGCCGCCGUCGCCGCUCUCGCCGCCCGCGCCGCGCCAACACAAGAAGCACACGCACCAUCCGCAACCCUCCCAGUAUGGCAAGCAACCAUAUCACAACAGCUACAAAAGCCGCAGCGGCCCGUUGUACAACCCGCGCGGCACGUACGCACCGCACAACCCUGUCACGGCCUCGGUGCCGUUCCAGUAG